Eruca vesicaria subsp. sativa (arugula) is the source of this 702-nucleotide messenger RNA. The record is from the annotation of a GenBank genome assembly. Lineage: Eukaryota; Viridiplantae; Streptophyta; Magnoliopsida; Brassicales; Brassicaceae.
AUGAGAAUGUCAUCUACCAUUGAUACUCGAGUUUUCUCGUCAAUGGCGAUUACCAUUACCGAUGGAAUCUGUCCCAUCUUCUCAUCAGGUUCAAGAAGAGUUGAUUUUCCCAACUUGAACUCAAACCAACGGCUGAACUCCGUCGCGAUAGGACGUCUCCGGGAUGGAGCAAAAGUGACAGCGACGGUGAAUCCGUAUUCAGACACGGAGGCAGCGAGGCCUGAGGAAAGGAAGAGUUUGACGGACUUUUUGGCUGAAGCUGAAAAUUUCUACAUAUCAGAGGGCGGAGAUGGAGGUCCACCUCGGUGGUUCUCUCCAUUAGAGUGUAGCUCACGCGCUCCAGGAUCUCCUCUUCUCCUCUACAUACCUGGGAUGGAUGGUACUGGAUUAGGGCUCAUUCGCCAGCAUAGGAGGCUUGGAGUGAUAUUUGACAUAUGGUGCCUUCACUUUCCAGCCACGGAUCAUACACCUUCUCGAGACAUUGUGAAACUCAUUGAGAGGACAGUUAGGUCAGAGUACUACCGUGUCCCAAACAGACCCAUCUAUAUAGUUGGAGAAUCCGAUGGAGCUUGUCUUGCUCUAGAUGUUGCAGCUAGUAACCCUGACAUUGAUAUUGUCUUGAUUCUUGCUAAUCCAGGUAAAAUGAGAUUGCUCACUUUCUCUGGAUCUUUGCAUUACGAUUCAUUUAUUGUUGUUUCCUAG